Hydra vulgaris (swiftwater hydra) is the source of this 634-nucleotide messenger RNA. RefSeq lists its product as uncharacterized. The record is from RefSeq and is a predicted model, not a curated record. Lineage: Eukaryota; Metazoa; Cnidaria; Hydrozoa; Anthoathecata; Hydridae.
GGACCAAGUUGGAAAGUCACGUGAUCAUUUAUUGCCAUUAUGAAAUAGGGGAAAACAAAUAAAACAAACGCAACGAUUCUUAACAGUUAUCACAAUUUUUCAGUUAUUCUUUUAUAUUUAUUAUUAUGGCAUCGGUAUAUGAGUAUUUAGAAAAUCUGGAUGCGAUAUCAAAAGAAAGAUACGAUGAAAAAUUAGCAUUACUUGAUUUAAAUCAAUGCCCUUACAAAUUUCCUGCAGACAAGUGGAUUGACAACCCAAACGAUUGGCCACCACUGAGUUAUCACCAUUUAUAUCACUACCUCAUCAAGACUCCACGCAUUUACUCACCAGAGGCAAUGGAAAACUUUAAGUCACUUGAUGCCUGGAAUUUUUUUAGAUCAGGCUGGGUUCAAAAAAUUGUUCACUUUAAAUUGGAUAGUGGUGUAUGUAUUAUGUGUGCUGAUGUGAGGCCAUCUUACCGGACUACUGAUAAAUGUCACAAGCCAUGGGUAGCUCUAAAAUCAGAUGGGACUGUUCUGGCAGGUCAUUGCAAUUGUAUGGCUGGGUAAGUAAUACACAUACUUAUUAUUAAGAAUGUGAUAGUUAUGGUGAAUAUACUUUAUAUUAAUGUUGGUGUAAACUUCUUUCAUUUAAA